UGGCUGGCUGAGACCUGGGCAGGACUGGUCUGAAGGUUGCAGCUGACACUUGUCCCCUUGCUGGCUCUCUGCACCAUCUCCUUGCAGUGCACCAGAGUGAGGAGGGCUGCUCUCUGGGUCAGGGACAGGUGAAGGGCUGCCCAGCCUUUCUGGACUCCCCACCACCACCCACACUUUUCCAGUGCAAGUUCUUUCCAUGAAUUAGCCUGCCCAGAACUUACCUCGAUUUCAAUCUCUCUUCCUGGAUCCCAAUGGCUGAAGAGAAAACUUUUCGCCAUGGGCUCAUCGUCUUGGGAGUUUUUCUCGUGAUGAUCGGAAUGUUCAUCAUGAGUGUGGAUAAGCCCCAGAUCUACAUCACUUUUUGUACCUUAGGGGCCUUGGUCAUCGCUGCGGGGAUCAUUUGGAGCAUGUGUCAGUGCUACCCGAAGAUCAGAGUUGUUUCUGUUGAUGUGGAGUCUGAGAAGUUUCUUGUAAAGAACACUGCUGCUUCAUCUGUUCAAAAUGAGAUUCCUGAGAAGAACAGUUCCCAGACACCUUACACCAGCCAGAAAGAAGCUGAAGUCUAUGAGAAAAGCCUGCCGUCUUAUGAACAGAUCCAGAUGAAAGUGGCAGGUGCAGAAUCUGUGGGUGUUCUGUCUGCCCCAGUUCCACCGGUCAGGGCAGAAGGAUGUACCCAGCCUGCUGUACAGGCCAAGGCAGAGGUCCACAGGGAUUCAGAAAGCGAUGGAGACUCCUGCAAGGACCCAAUGUCCCAGAAGGACUCUACAAGGUUGUACUGUGAGUCGGAAAAGUUUCCUAACCAGGCGCCACUGGCUUCUUUCCAAGAGGAAGCUGACGCCUCUUCCGUGGAAUCUGCAGCCAACAGUCCGUUUCUACAGAGGUGGGAAAAUGUCUCGAAGCCUAUGUCUCCAACAGAAAGCCAGCUCAGAUUCAAGCUUCCUUCCUAUGAAGAUUUUGCCCUGAUCGAUUCCCUGAUGGCGGAAGGUCAAGGUCAAAACAAUGAAAGGUUAACGGCACCUAACCAAAGCCGUUGCCCUAUUCCUGCCCCCAGAGGAGAUGGGGCAUUGGCUACAGUAGAGCCUGAACGACUGGAACACAGAGCUAUGCAUAGUGUAGAAGAGGAUGACAUGUACUAUGGAAUAAAAGAGGGAGCAGGAGACGUCCCCUCAUCGGUCGGUGCUGUCUCUGAACCAAAGGACUAAGCAUUAAAAAUUAGGAAUGAGCCCGGGAACAUUCUCAUGGGAGUCCAAAUCCAAAGAGGUGAAAGGUUGGGUGGGGGUGGGGAAUGGCUCAGACAACAAAAGGGAUGCCCAAGCAAUGGUAAAUUUGUCCUGCUCUCUGGGGAUUUGGAGGGAGUGAUGGAAAAUAAGGGUUAGGACCACAGCAGAAGAACAAAAGUUUGGCUGUCUGUUGAAGUGUCUUAAGCUGUCCCUCCACUUAUGCUCAACCUGUAUAUUUGUAAAUAAAGUGAAAUAUCACCAAA
Molecule: messenger RNA, 1483 nt
Organism: Podarcis raffonei (Aeolian wall lizard)
Lineage: Eukaryota; Metazoa; Chordata; Lepidosauria; Squamata; Lacertidae
Gene: BSND
Product: barttin CLCNK type accessory subunit beta
Exons: 4
Coding region: 252-1202 (316 amino acids)
Biological process (GO): chloride transport
Cellular component (GO): basolateral plasma membrane
Molecular function (GO): chloride channel regulator activity
Source: RefSeq, a predicted model, not a curated record